CAUGGUCAUUUGUUUUAAUUUAUUUUAGUUUCCUACUUCUGCGCCUAGUGUCGAAUAUCCACUGGAUGAUGACAAGAUCCUGCUUAUUGAAGGAUUGGUUCGUGAGGCUAGUGCGGAAGUUUUGUUCGAAAGGAACGGGGAAGAUCGAUCAAUCUCUGAGCUUAUUUUAACUUCUAUUUCAAGGUGCCCAAUCGACAUCAGAAAGGACAUGGCAGAAAAUAUUCUUGUCAUAGGCGGUGGUUGCAUGAUGCAGGGUUUCAUGGCACGCUUGAAAGAGGAGCUUUUAAAUGCUUUUGACGAUGACCGACGUCCCGAAAUGCGGCCGUUACAAGCUAUAAAAUUUUACAAACCUUCCGUUCUGCCAAACUACCUCGCUUGGGCAGGAGGCAGCAUUUUCGGUGGUCUUGAAGUUCUUGCCUAUCGAUCUGUGAGCCGAGAAGAGUAUAAUUUAAACCAUCAGAUUCCUGACUGGACGGACAGAAUUACUUUGGAAAAAGGUUAA
Soboliphyme baturini is the source of this 502-nucleotide messenger RNA. Lineage: Eukaryota; Metazoa; Nematoda; Enoplea; Dioctophymatida; Soboliphymatidae. The record is from the annotation of a GenBank genome assembly.